Molecule: messenger RNA, 1611 nt
Organism: Osmia bicornis bicornis
Lineage: Eukaryota; Metazoa; Arthropoda; Insecta; Hymenoptera; Megachilidae
Product: protein phosphatase PTC7 homolog
Exons: 5
Coding region: 298-1209 (303 amino acids)
Source: RefSeq, a predicted model, not a curated record
CAUUAGUUAGUUGCACUGGAAGAGGUACUUUCUCGAGUAGCGAAAGAUAAUUUCAACUGGAAUUACGGUCAUUUAUCGCCGCUUAUUUAAACGUGUACCGAAAUUCGAGGACAGUCUGGUCGAUGAUAAGUGUUGCAAAGAGAACAAUCGACAGAAUUGAUUGACGUUACAUGUACCUCCGACGAGAACAUCCAAACAUGCCAUCGAUACCGUUUGUGAAUUAACUGCACGAUUCAUGCAGAUUCGUCGUUUAAUUAUUAAAGAUGUGCGUCAACAGAGUCUGAACCUCACCGUACGAUGCAGUCCAUUUAUUGGACCGGGAGGUUGCUGUCUCGGGCGAUAUGGAAUGGCAUAUCAAAUUACACAGCAUGCGCUGAUCCCAACCUGAACAAUCGUCGCGAAGCAUCUUUCAUUUCGGCUGUAUGCGGUUUUCCCAAAGAUUUUGCGCGAGGACGUUUGCGUAAGGGACAGUUCGGUGAUGACGCUUGGUUCAGUGCCAAAUUCAAGACUGUUGAAGUAAUAGGUGUAGCUGAUGGAGUGGGUGGAUGGCGACACUAUGGAAUAGAUCCAGGAGAAUUCUCUAGUUUUUUAAUGAGAACUUGCGAAAGACUGGUCACUAUGGGCAGGUUCACACCUUCUGAACCAGCUCGAUUAUUAGCAAAUAGUUACUAUGAAUUACUAGAAAAUAAACAACCCAUAUUAGGUAGCAGUACUGCGUGUGUUAUAAUCCUCAAUAAAGAGACAAGUAGCAUUUAUGCAGCUAAUAUUGGAGAUAGCGGUUUUGUAGUUGUAAGAAAAGGAGAAGUAGUUCAUCGUUCUUCCGAACAACAGCACUACUUUAAUACUCCGUUUCAGUUGUCUCUUCCACCUCCAGGACAUUCUGGCCUGGUGCUCAGCGACAGUCCAGAAUCUGCGGAUACUUCUAGUUUUGGAGUCGAAGAUGGUGACGUAAUCCUCCUAGCAACGGAUGGAGUGUUUGAUAAUGUGCCUGACCAAAUACUUAUCACUGAAAUGCGUAAAGUUCAAGGUGAAAGAGAUCCUACUAAGAUACAAGGAGUUGCUAACUCAAUAGCGUGGAUGGCUCGUAGUUUAGCGUUCGACGGCGCAUUUAUGUCUCCAUUUGCCCAAAGUGCUAGAGAGAAUGGAAUUGACACUAUAGGUGGUAAACCAGAUGACAUUACAGUGCUUUUAGCAACGGUGGCAAUAUAAUAAAGUAUGUACAAUAGAAUCUUGAUCAUUGUAUUAUAGUCCAUGUCAUUGCGUAUAUGUACCUAGUUUUACAUCAUUAUAUUCCGUUAUGAUAAUCAUUUACUAUUUAAAUAAAUGGUUUUGUAAAUCAUCCUGUAUCACGAUCAAACUUUAUUACGAUCAUCGUAAAAAAUAUUAAUUUCAAAAAAAGAAUCAAUGGGUACAUUAUUUUCUCCACUGCAACCAAAUUGUAUACAGACAAAUCUUCUGUUGUAAUAAGUACAAAUAAGUAGUUCCUCGUUACUUAUAAUGAGAAUACUUUUUAUAUGCCACGGUAAUAUAAUUAUCUAACACUGUAAUGAGUCAGAAAUAUCAUCUGUUUAUGUUGAACAUUCAAUAAACUAGAACGGAUACAAACAAUUA